This is a messenger RNA of Scutellospora calospora, 260 nucleotides long. NCBI's taxonomy places the organism in Eukaryota, Fungi, Glomeromycota, Glomeromycetes, Diversisporales, Gigasporaceae. The record is from the annotation of a GenBank genome assembly.
UAGAAUCUUCAAAUGAACUUAUUCAAAUGAAUAAUCUAACUUCCAAAACUAAACCUCUUGUAAUAAAACCUUAUACAUACACUCAAGAACAAAAAAAUCUCUAUCUUGAGUAUAUUAGUAUUAUACAACAAUCAGAGCCUAAUCAUAGUAUUAUUAUUUUCAAAAUAUAUGUGCCAGAUCCAUUAGAACUUAAUCCUAAUUCAAUAAGUAAUGUUAGAAAAGUUUUAGAAUAUAUACAAAAUAUUGCAAAAAUAAACUAG